AAAUGUUACUAGAAAAUUAAAAAAAAAUAGAGAAUGGAAGUAGCUGAGCUGAGCUGAGAGAGAAAUGGAGAGCCGGUCCUUUUCUCCUCUGCUCUCUCCUAUUUUCCCUCUCCUUUUGCCAUCUCUACUUUCCUUUCUACUUUAGGUUUCUCAGCCUUUUUCUCUUUUUUUUUUUUAAUUUUUUAUAAAAAAAUCUCGAAACUUCUUCACUCUUAAACCCAAUUUAAUCAGCUCUCACACUACCCUUUAAAUUUCAAAUAAAAUGUGGCUUUCUGUAGUUGAUUUAUUCAUGAUUUCCUCUUCCAAUAUCUGAUUUGUAUUUCUCUUUUCCUUUUUUUAUGACUUUCUUUUUUCUCCUUUCUUUUGCUUUUGGUUCCGGAACUCCGUUAUAAGCCAUUUAGGGUUUGGAUUAGCUCUGCAAACUCCACUACUCUUCAACUCAUUCAGGAUAAUAGAGGCAACAAAAAAAUGAGUAAGUGUCACUCUGACUUAUCAUUAGUUGAAGAAGUUAGUAGUAGAGGCAACAUGAGAGAAAGCAGUCAUAUGAAGAAAGGGCCUUGGACAUCAGCAGAAGAUGCGAUUCUGGUGGACUAUGUAAAGAAGCAUGGUGAGGGGAAUUGGAAUGCUGUCCAGAAAAACUCAGGACUUUCCCGAUGUGGGAAAAGCUGUCGUCUACGUUGGGCAAACCAUCUAAGACCGGAUUUGAAGAAGGGUGUGUUUACUCCAGAGGAAGAACAGCGUAUAAUUGAGCUACAUGCUAAGCUGGGAAACAAAUGGGCACGAAUGGCUGCAGAGUUGCCUGGACGUACUGAUAAUGAGAUAAAGAACUACUGGAAUACAAGAAUUAAGAGACUGCAACGUGCUGGCUUGCCAAUUUACCCUCCUGAUGUGUGCUUGCUAAUGAAUAGAAGUCAAGAAGAGAGUCAUAAUGUGGCUUCAAUGCCAACUCGGAACUCUUUUGGUUCCAAUCUCUUGCAUUCAGAUGCUUUUGAGAUUCCACAAGUGGAAUUUGAGAAUUUAGAGCUCAACCAACAAAUUUUGUCUUCACCAGCGCUUCUUGACAUUCCUGCAAAAACUAUGCUUAAACGAGUUGUUGGUCCAUCCCAUGGUUAUGGCCUUAUGUUCCCAAUAGCACAUCCUCCUAAGCGUCUUCGGGAAAGUGUCAGCAGUUAUCUCUCAAUGCCCAACCAAUUGACUGAAUAUGCUUACAAGAAAAGAUAUGAUGAGCCCUACAAGUUAUCUUCUCCAUAUGAUUCUGAUCUCAGUACCAAUGACCUGUCAUCAUUUGGUAUUCCUCCUGGCAGCAAUGCCCUUCUAGAUAGCAAUUUCUCUCCUCCUGAGCCCAUGUCUGGGCCUAUCAAGUUGGAGCUCCCUUCAUACCAAUAUUCAGAUAUUCAACAAGAUAGCUGGGGCAACCCUGCAGUCCCACUACCUUUGGUUGAGUCUGUUGAUACUGUGAUCCAGUCCCCUUCAAUGGAGCGGGUUAAGUCAGAUUGUUUUACAUCUCAAAACACUGGUCUCUUGGAAGCAGUACUUUACGAGUCACAGAAACUUAACAGCUCAAAGGAUGAUUCAUUUCAGCAGUCUUCUUCUACUUCGAUGCUUGAUGAUGUCGCCAAUUUUCCCCUAAAGCAUUGUGAGAUAGAACUUGAAGCACAUUGUGACCCAAAUUCUCCUUUAGCUCAUUCUGCUACAUCAGUUCUUAGUGAGUACACUCCUGUUGGUGGAAGCUCAUCAGAUGAACCACAAUUUGUUGAGAGCAUUCUGAGAUGUAAAGGCAAGAAAGAAAUUCCGAACCAGAUGGCUGAUUCCAGGCUAGAUGAUUUUCUCGAACCUGGUCAGUUUGGUCACGAAAAUAGGUGUGUGAGGGAUAAACCCAUUGUGAUAGAUGCUAUAGCGGCUCUUCUUGGUGAAGAUACUGGCUGUGGCUACUAGCAAAAUCUUCUUGUGUAUGAGGUACUUUGUAUGUUCAGCAAUCUUCUGAAAAUCGUUGAAAGUACUUGGAACUUGAAUUGCCAUCACAAUCUCUUGCCUUUGGUAGGUGAAAUUUUUAUUGAAGAUUUGCUCAUUUUGUGAACUACUGGAGGAGGAGUUGAUUAGUAUUUUUUUUUUUUUUUUUACGAAACUACAUGAAGUCAUUUAACUUUUUGCUAUCUUGUGCUGACAUUUGAAGCAGAUGAAAGCCCUAGGACUAGGUACGUUAAUAGUACUCAGAACUAGAGGCUGAUGUUCUAAUGCGCUCACCAGAGAAUCAUGACACUUGUUGGUAGACCAAUUGGAUAGUAAACAUUUAUGUGGAUCAACAACUUAGAUACCCGACUGUAACAUGAAUGAUUUGAUCUGGCUUGUCAUGGUACGACCCAAUACAAAUCGACUUCCAAAAACCUAUAUGGAUGGCAAAACCAAA
This is a messenger RNA of Durio zibethinus, 2407 nucleotides long. Its product is annotated as transcription factor GAMYB-like. The record is from RefSeq and is a predicted model, not a curated record. Lineage: Eukaryota; Viridiplantae; Streptophyta; Magnoliopsida; Malvales; Malvaceae.